UCCAAACCUUCAUAUUCCCAAAUAUCCCAUCCAAAAUGAACACCAAACCAACCACAAAACCAACCAUUCUCCUCCUCCGCUCCCCCGUCUCCCACAACGACCCGGCAACAACCACCCACCUCAACACCCUCUUCAACAUCCUCGAAUACGACUGCCCCACCAUCGCAGACUUCAUCUCCGCCCUCUCCCCCGGCGGCAAAUACUCCAACAUCUCCGCAAUCGUACGGACCGGGUGGCUAAAAGCCGGCCCCUACGCCUCGCACCUCCUAUUCCAAGGCGAGCCCAUCACACAUUACCCACCGUCUCUGAAACUAAUCUGCUGCUCGGGCCACGGCUUUGAUGCGGCUGAUAUCCCGCGCCUCACGCAGCGAGGCAUCCUGUACUGCAACACGCCGGAUACGUGCACGGUGCCGGUGGCCAACGUAGCAGUGCAGUUGGUUCUGAAUACGUUUCGGUACUUGAGCUUUGCGGAGCAUUGCGUGCGCAGUGAGCAGUGGAUGAAGAGUCGGGAGUUGGGGCUGAAGGCGGUGGAUCCGGAGGGGAUGGUGCUGGGGGUUGUGGGGAUGGGGUGUAUUGGGAGGGAGAUUGCGAGGAGGGCGAAAGGGGGGUUGGGUAUGAGGAUUCAUUAUUUUAAUCGGAGGAGGGUUGAGGAUUUAAAGAGUGGGAUGGAGGAUGCGAUGUAUGAGGAGAGUCUGGAGGCUUUGAUUCGCGUGUCGGAUUGUUUGGUCCUGGCGUGUCCGUAUACGACCGAGAUGCAUCAUAUGCUGUCGCGGAGGGAGUUUGCGCUGGCGAAGGAGGGGGGUCUGAGGGUGGUCAAUAUUGCGAGGGGGAAGUUGGUUGAUGAGGAGGCGUUGUUGGAGGCGAUGGACGAGGGGAAGGUUGUUGGUGUUGGGCUCGAUGUUCAUGAGCAUGAACCGCAGGUUAAUCCGAGGCUGUUGGCUGAUCCGAUGGUUACGGUGUUGCCGCAUAUUGGGGUUUGUUCGCAGACUACGUGGAAGGAAUUUGAUCGAGUGAGCUUUGAGAAUCUGGAGGAGUUCUUCUAUGGGAGUGGAGUGCCGAAGUCAGCGGUUAAUGUGGUUGAGUAGAUUGAGAUUGGUUUGCAUAGAUAUAGACAGUUAUAUAGACUAUCCGAUGU
Molecule: messenger RNA, 1135 nt
Organism: Aspergillus steynii IBT 23096
Lineage: Eukaryota; Fungi; Ascomycota; Eurotiomycetes; Eurotiales; Aspergillaceae
Product: D-mandelate dehydrogenase-like dehydrogenase
Exons: 1
Coding region: 36-1085 (349 amino acids)
Cellular component (GO): cytosol
Molecular function (GO): NAD binding; glyoxylate reductase (NADPH) activity; hydroxypyruvate reductase [NAD(P)H] activity
Source: RefSeq, a predicted model, not a curated record